AUGCUUCGUGUCUCUGCUAUCUUCAUGGCCUGCCUCCUUCUGGCAACCGCUGCCCCUACCACCCCUGAGAAAAGCAACGCUUGUCUCUCCAUGUGUCUGCAGGAGAAGCCUGCUUGCGCUAGUGAUGAACAUCCAACUGGCUCUGAGGGCUGCUGGGGUUGCUGCCAGAAAAUCGAAGCAGUAGCUGCCCCUGUCCAGAGCGAGUCAUGUCUCUCAAUGUGUCAACAGGAGAAGCCUAGUUGUGCUAGCGAUGAGAAACCCACUGGCUACGAGGGCUGUUGGGGCUGCUGCCAGAAAGUCAAGCCAACUGCGCCUGUCAAGAAGGAGAUGUGUCUCUCCAUGUGUCUGAAGGAGAAGCCUGCUUGUGCCAGUGAUGAACACCCAACUGGCUCUGAGGGCUGCUGGGGCUGCUGCCAGAAGAUCUAA
Messenger RNA from Aspergillus pseudotamarii, 426 nucleotides. RefSeq lists its product as uncharacterized. Lineage: Eukaryota; Fungi; Ascomycota; Eurotiomycetes; Eurotiales; Aspergillaceae. The coding region runs from base 1 to 426 and encodes 141 amino acids. The record is from RefSeq and is a predicted model, not a curated record. The transcript has 7 exons.